Drosophila pseudoobscura is the source of this 787-nucleotide messenger RNA. RefSeq names its product succinate dehydrogenase, subunit D (gene SdhD). NCBI's taxonomy places the organism in Eukaryota, Metazoa, Arthropoda, Insecta, Diptera, Drosophilidae. The coding region runs from base 110 to 664 and encodes 184 amino acids. The record is from RefSeq and is a predicted model, not a curated record. Gene Ontology annotation, molecular function: heme binding; succinate dehydrogenase (quinone) activity; ubiquinone binding. Gene Ontology annotation, biological process: tricarboxylic acid cycle; mitochondrial electron transport, succinate to ubiquinone. Gene Ontology annotation, cellular component: membrane; mitochondrial envelope. The transcript is spliced from 4 exons.
UAUAAUCGACACAGCAACUCUGCUUUUAGUGUUGAAAACAAGUCGGCCGUGUUGAACGAAUCAAGGAAGUUUUUAUAAUUUGUAAAAAAUUCUUAAUUCCUAUACAAGCAUGUCUCUAUCAUUGGUCCUGCGUGGCGCCGUCCGCUGUAAUGCCGCAAAUCUCGUUAAGUCGGCGCGGAUAACGCCACUGAAGGCCUAUUCCACUAUUGUGGCCAAUGCCCAACGUCAGACUCUUAAGCCCCUGGCUCUGACCAAGAUGGUUGCGCCCGUUGUUCGGGAGAUCUCUGUGAGUGCACCACGCAUGGCUUCGGCUGAGUCCAGCCACACAGCCAUGUGGACACUAGAACGCCUGGUAUCGGUUGGUCUUUUGGCCAUUAUUCCAGCUGCCUUCAUUGCCCCAUCGCAGAUACUGGAUGCUCUGCUGGCCAUCUCAGUGGUUAUUCACGCCCAUUGGGGUGUUGAGGCCAUGGUUGUCGACUACAUGCGUCCAUCUGUGGUGGGAAAUAUUCUGCCUAAGGUGGCACACAUUGCGCUCAUUGUUCUCUCGGUGGCCACACUGGGAGGCCUCUUCUACUUCAUCCAAAAUGAUGUGGGUCUGGCCAACGGCAUUAAGCGCUUCUGGGCCAUCAAGGGCAAGGAUGCUGAGGAGAAGAAGCAGUCUUAAAGUAUUCAACCGCUCGAUAAACACGCAAAGCCAACCCGUUAUUUAUUGAUAGCUUUGUGUGCUCCAAAAUCCCCGCCCCGGCAGAUAUUUAGGCACUAAAUAAAUAAAUUGUAUAAAGAGAAA